Messenger RNA from Leguminivora glycinivorella, 3027 nucleotides. Its product is annotated as probable G-protein coupled receptor 158. Gene Ontology annotation, molecular function: G protein-coupled receptor activity. The record is from RefSeq and is a predicted model, not a curated record. Gene Ontology annotation, cellular component: membrane. Gene Ontology annotation, biological process: G protein-coupled receptor signaling pathway. Lineage: Eukaryota; Metazoa; Arthropoda; Insecta; Lepidoptera; Tortricidae. Bases 1 to 3006 code for a protein of 1001 amino acids. The transcript is spliced from 12 exons.
AUGUUCCGUACGCUACUCCUCAUUUACGUCGCGUCGUUGGUUCACAGUGAAUACAAGGGUGAUGUUGUGAAACAUGUGCGCCAUACUGGCAGGACCCUCAUUAGGCAUGGGCGGUCGAGGACUCAUUUGACGAGACAUCGGGCCAGGGAGCUGGUGGCCCAGGACAUCGAGGCCGAGAAAAGCAGUGAGCUAGAAAGCAUCGACAAAUCUGGGGAGGACCCGAUAGUAUCCGCCCUCAGGCCAUACGGCGCGGACAGCGAUGACGGCGCCAUCAAAGACCCCAACCAGUUCCAAAAGUUCUUUGGAAACUUCUCCUCCGCCCAUUUCACCAAACCUUCAGACGUAACCCUCACAGGACACUUGUUAAAUCUAGAACAUAGCUACGACAAUGAAACACAAAAAAUAGAUAACUCAGAUAAUGUAAAUGCAACCAAUGAAACUGUAGAUGUAGAAAACAUCACUAUAUCUAAGCCUGUACAUGAAGAUGUUGUUACUAGAUUCCUAAGGUUAAUAGAAACCCAGCAUUUGCUAGGAGAGAACUGUACAGCGGGGACUGAUUUGAAUUUAGGCGAAGGAGUUGUAGAUAGGUAUGCUCAAGAAAGAUUUAGGAUAGAAGCCGAUGUGGCUGUGAAUAGAGCGAACAUGCUGACCAGAUUGUGGAAAUAUGCUGGUCCGUCAGUGAUGCAUAAUGAAUAUUUGCUACAUGCUAGUGUGUUUUCCAUGGUGGAGUUUGAUGAUGAUAUUUUUGCUGCGGGAAACUGCUACGAUCAGUUUCAGUAUAAGGAUUACCAGCUUUUUUGUCCUUUUGCGUAUCGAUUGCCGGAAGGACCAAUAUUGGCCAAGGAUUUGGCCGUGGAGUACAAAUAUUUGAGCAAUACGUCUGAAUGGUUCUAUAUUGCUCGCAAAAAUGCUGAGCGCGUGAUACGUAACUACAAUCAGUUUCGAAGAGGUUACAACACGUACACAUACAACGAUACGGCGCACACAGCUCGCGUGCCGGACGAGAUACUGUCCGUCACCUACGAGGAUGGGAAGUGGUCCAAACCGUACUACGACUGCGGGGGCGGCAACAUCUGGAUGCUGACAUACACAGUGCCUUUCUUUGGAUACAACAAUGGGACUUAUUUUUUCAAAGGAACGAGCGGGAUAGACAUAGAUCUGCGCCGAGUUGAUAUAGACCAGUGUCCUUUGAGGCCUGGAUCGGUUCAGCUCAACAUCUUCGCCGGGACUGACAAAUGCAAGAAGAAGACUACUGAGUGUGUUCCAGUCCCAGGGUUGGGCUUCAGGCGAGGUUCGUACUGGUGCGUCUGCCGGCGUGGCUUCUAUUUCCCCAACACCACGGCCGACCUUAGAUAUUACAACGGCAGCGAUAUUGAGGAGGAGUACGAGAAGAGCUUACUGAACCAGCGAAGCCUAUACUCCACCGAGCAUGCCUUCGAAUGUCUUCCGUGCGCCGAAGGCUGCGAAGCUUGCGUUGACGGCUCGCCGUGUGUGGCCGCCCUUAAUUGGGUCGCACGGACUACCAUCCUCGCCCUUGCCUGCUUUUUCAUCUCCUGUCUACCGUUCAUCGUUUACUUUACCAUCAAAUAUGGACAUGUUAGGGUCGUCCGCGCAGCAAGUCCAGCUCUCCUCAGAGUGAUUGUUCUGGGAGCCUUCCUCAUCUACUGCACAACUCUGGUCAUGUACAGUCGACCGACUGUGUUCACGUGCACGGCCAGGGUCUGGCUCAGAGAAGUCGGCUUCUGUCUCACUUAUGGAGCACUCAUGUUGAAAACGUGGAGAAUAUCCGUGAUCUUCCAAGUACGGUCAGCAAAGGCAGUCAAAAUAUCCGACAUGUAUCUAUUGCGGCGGAUCGGCAUCAUAGUAGGGGUGGCGUGCGUGUUGCUCGCCAUUCGCACGCUGGUGGCGCCCCCUGCUGUCAUUGUGGGGAGGACGAAGGAGGAUUUGAAGGCGUAUUUGUGUAACACAGAUUGGUGGGACCAUUCUUUUACAACAUUGGAGGUGAUAUUCCUCAUGUGGGGCAUCAGACUGUGUAUCAUGGUCAGGAAAGCACCCUCGGAGUUCAAUGAGAGCCGGUUCAUCUCCAUGGCAAUCUACAACGAGUUUCUGCUUUCCGUCUUCUUAAACAUAUCUAUGUUAUUCCUCCAGUCUCCAGCCAACCCCGACCUUCUGUACAUCAUCUUCUUCUGCCACACGCAGCUGACUGUCACGCUGCUGCUUUGCUUCAUCUUCGGGAGCAAGGCAUACAUGGUGUACAAAGGGCAUGGCAAAGAUGAGCGCGAGAAGACUGGCAAGUUCAGGUCUCGUGCUGCCGAGUCCACCUACACCAUGACCACAAACCGCAGCACGAGGUUCUGUGACAACAUGACUGAGAGGGAACUCGAGGAGGAGUUCAGAAAAAUCUGCAAUCAACUUGAGAAGCUCCGGGAGCGGUGUGGCAAUGGCGCCAUAUCUAGACGCAUCACAGCCAUGCAAGAUGCUUCAGCAAUACAUGAAAGAAAACCAACCACGUCGGACCACUCCGCACCACUUAAACUAAAUACUGUAUUCAGUGCUGUGGCUGACCGCCUGAUGUGUACGGUCACUCCUGCCGAAGAAUCCAGUAGCAGCGGCAGGGAUCUACCCUUCGAAGCUCCGCCAGCAUACAAGCACAAAACCUUUAGUCCUUUAAAAACUGUCGAUGACAGUCAAACAGAACCUAGUCACACUGAUGUCACAAUAGCCACGGAUUCUCCGAAAAGAAAAACAGAACUAAAUGAUGAACAGACAGAUGAUAAGCAGAAUGGUGUUUUUAAAAUAUCCGGUGAAGCGAACUGUAGUGAUAUAAGGCCACCUGAGGUAGCUAGUAGGAAUGGUUUUAGUAGUAAAAGUGAAAAAAGUGAAUUAAAAUCAAGUCCCAGUAGUACAGAGACGCUGAAAGGUGUGAGAUCAGGUCACGCUCGGACACACGCCAUCGUAAUCAAUCUGGAUGACAAAAGUCGUUUUACUGAAGAAGUCACUGUGUAAUCUUCCAUAUUUAAAGACGUC